This is a messenger RNA of Arabidopsis thaliana (thale cress), 2432 nucleotides long. It is a transcript of the gene CSLB02, whose product is annotated as cellulose synthase-like B. Gene Ontology annotation, biological process: cellulose biosynthetic process. The coding region runs from base 58 to 2331 and encodes 757 amino acids. The record is from RefSeq and is marked reviewed. NCBI's taxonomy places the organism in Eukaryota, Viridiplantae, Streptophyta, Magnoliopsida, Brassicales, Brassicaceae. Gene Ontology annotation, molecular function: cellulose synthase (UDP-forming) activity. Gene Ontology annotation, cellular component: Golgi membrane; membrane. The transcript has 9 exons.
AUAACGUACAUUAAGCCCUUUAGAAACAUAUUCAAAAAUCGCAAGAAAGCUCCUCCCAUGGCAGAUUCAAGCUGUUCUCUCCCUCCUCUUUAUGAAAACAUUUCAUACAAAAGUUAUAUUCUAAGAGCUGUGGAUCUCACGAUUCUUGGCCUUCUCUUUUCUCUUCUCUUGCACCGAAUCCUAUAUAUGAGCCAAAACGGCAUCAUUUGGCUCGUGGCUUUCCUUUGUGAAUCUUGUUUCUCAUUCGUGUGGCUCCUUAGUACCUGCACAAAAUGGAGUCCUGCUGAAACUAAACCCUAUCCAGAUAGACUUGAUGAAAGGGUUUAUGAUCUUCCCUCAGUAGAUAUGUUCGUGCCCACCGCAGAUCCAGUUCGAGAACCGCCAAUUAUGGUUGUGAAUACCGUACUUUCGCUGUUAGCAGUGAAUUAUCCAGCGAAUAAACUUGCUUGUUAUGUAUCGGAUGAUGGAUGCUCACCUCUCACUUACUUUUCUCUCAAGGAAGCUUCUAAGUUCGCCAAGAUUUGGGUUCCCUUCUGCAAAAAAUAUAACCUUAAAGUUAGAGCUCCUUUUCGGUAUUUCUUAAACCCUUUUGCCGCAACAGAGGGUUCUGAAUUCAGUAGAGAUUGGGAAAUGACUAAGAGGGAGUACGAGAAGUUAUGCCGGAAAGUGGAAGAUGCCACCGGAGAUUCUCAUUUGUUGGGCACAGACAAUGAAUUGGAAGCUUUUUCAAACACAAAACCAAAUGAUCAUUCAACUAUAAUCAAGGUGGUAUGGGAGAACAAAGGAGGUGUAGGAGACGAGAAAGAGGUCCCUCAUAUCGUAUACAUUUCAAGAGAAAAAAGACCAAACUACCUUCAUCAUUACAAAGCUGGAGCCAUGAACUUUCUGGCAAGAGUGUCAGGGUUGAUGACAAAUGCACCAUACAUGUUGAACGUGGACUGCGACAUGUAUGCAAACGAAGCAGAUGUGGUGCGACAAGCAAUGUGUAUAUUUCUGCAAAAAUCACAAAAUCAAAACCAUUGUGCUUUUGUUCAAUUCCCUCAAGAGUUCUAUGAUUCUAACACCAUCAAACUCACCGUCAUAAAAUCAUAUAUGGGACGAGGAAUUGCAGGAAUCCAAGGACCAAUAAAUGUUGGUUCAGGUUGCUUCCACAGUAGAAGAGUUAUGUACGGUUUAUCGCCGGACGAAUUAGAAGACAAUGGAAGUCUUUCUUCGGUUGCUACAAGGGAGCUUUUGGCUGAGGAUAGUUUGUCAAGUGGAUUUGGGAAUUCAAAAGAGAUGGUGACAUCGGUUGUUGAGGCAUUACAAAGAAAACCAAAUCCCCAAAAUAUACUUACAAACUCCAUAGAAGCGGCUCAAGAAGUGGGACAUUGUGACUACGAGUCCCAAACCAGCUGGGGCAAAACCAUUGGUUGGUUAUACGAUUCAAUGUCAGAAGAUAUGAACACUAGUAUCGGAAUCCACUCGAGAGGUUGGACUAGCUCAUACAUUGCUCCGGAUCCACCUGCGUUUCUUGGAUCUAUGCCGCCGGGAGGACUGGAGGCAAUGAUCCAGCAACGGCGAUGGGCAACAGGAUCGAUCGAAGUUCUUUUCAACAAACAAAGUCCGUUGCUAGGAUUGUUUUGCAGAAAAUUAAGAUUUCGACAGCGAGUAGCUUAUCUUUGCGUUUCCAUUUGUGUAAGGUCAAUCCCUGAGCUCAUUUAUUGUCUCUUGCCUGCAUAUUGCCUACUCCACAACUCUGCCUUAUUUCCCAAGGGACUUUGUCUUGGCAUAACAAUGUUACUUGCGGGGAUGCACUGUCUCUACACUCUAUGGGAAUUUAUGUGUCUUGGUCAUUCCAUACAAUCGUGGUAUGUCUCACAGUCAUUUUGGAGAAUAGUAGCCACUAGUAGUUGGUUAUUUAGCAUCUUUGAUAUUAUACUCAAGCUUCUUGGACUCUCGAAAAACGUGUUCUUAGUAUCUAAAAAGACUAUGCCCGUCGAAACCAUGUCAGGAUCUGGGAUUGGACCAUCUCAAAGAGAAGAUGAUGGUCCGAACUCAGGUAAAACUGAAUUUGACGGCUCACUUUAUUUCUUGCCCGGCACAUUUAUUGUCUUGGUGAAUCUAGCCGCCCUUGUUGGGGUUUUCGUGGGUCUACAACGGUCAAGUUAUAGUCAUGGAGGAGGUGGUUCGGGUUUGGGAGAAGCUUGUGCAUGUAUUUUGGUGGUUAUGUUGUUCUUUCCAUUCCUAAAGGGUUUGUUUGCGAAAGGAAAAUAUGGAAUCCCAUUGUCUACUCUCUCAAAAGCUGGCUUUUUAGCAGUUUCAUUUGUUGUUUUCUCUGUAGGAAACUAGUAUAGUGAUAUUGUUUUGUUAUAUAUGUAAAGAAGUUAACUUCAUUAUUAAACACAUCAAUUUGAAUACAAUCAAACAUUCUCGUAAGUCAUCAAUCAUCA